Messenger RNA from Schizosaccharomyces japonicus yFS275, 684 nucleotides. Its product is annotated as THO complex subunit. Gene Ontology annotation, molecular function: nucleic acid binding; RNA binding. The transcript has 5 exons. The record is from RefSeq and is a predicted model, not a curated record. Lineage: Eukaryota; Fungi; Ascomycota; Schizosaccharomycetes; Schizosaccharomycetales; Schizosaccharomycetaceae. Bases 1 to 684 code for a protein of 227 amino acids.
AUGUCGCUAGAAUUGUCCCUAGAUGAGAUUAUACGACAAGAACGUCCGGAAAAGCGUCUAGGUCGCUCAAACAGGAUUGAAAAGAAAGACUCUCGACCGAAACCAAGAAGACGCGGUGCUGGAAGAAGACGUGAUUAUUAUGAGGAUGAUACGCAGCGCUGGGAGCAUGAUUUAAGUCAGGAUCGGAUCGAAUCGCGUCCUAGAAGGAUUGAACGCGUCAAAAGAGACGCUACUAGUCUUGUAUCAGUGGACAAUAUUCACUACGAAGUAUCUGAAGAAGAACUCAAGACGGUAUUCGACAGAGUUGCUCCCGUAAAAAAUGUGUCGAUGAAAUUCGAUCGUGCUGGUCGUUCCGAGGGCCGAUGCACCAUCGCUUUUGAAAAAGAGGAAGAUGCGAAGCUGGCUGUGGCAGAACUGAACGGUUUUAUGUUGCGAGAUCGAGGUUUGCAUGUCGAGUUACUCGCAUCUCGACGACCCACACUUUUGGAUCGUAUUGAGGGAGAUCGUAUUCCUUUGCCAAUCUCAACAAAACGUUCUCGGCGCCGUACACGCGUCCAUAGUGCUCGGCCUCCCAAAACAACUGAAGAGUUAGAUCGAGAAUUGGAUGAGUACCUUCGGAAUGGUCAGCAGCCGACCCCGAUUACAGAUCAAGAAGGCUCAGCUAUGGAAGUUGAAAAUGACUAG